This is a messenger RNA of Diaporthe batatas, 1948 nucleotides long. RefSeq lists its product as uncharacterized. Lineage: Eukaryota; Fungi; Ascomycota; Sordariomycetes; Diaporthales; Diaporthaceae. Gene Ontology annotation, cellular component: mitochondrion; cytoplasm. Gene Ontology annotation, molecular function: lipoyltransferase activity. The record is from RefSeq and is a predicted model, not a curated record. The transcript is spliced from 3 exons. Gene Ontology annotation, biological process: protein lipoylation. Bases 1 to 1425 code for a protein of 474 amino acids.
AUGACCUCAACUACACACCUGGGUAUUGCUUACAUAAGCGUCAGAUCGGGAUUGAACCUUGCAGACAUCAAAGUCCUCACUCACCAUGUUCGGGCUCGUUCUUGUGGAGGACCAUAUCCAGCCCCCAACACAGCCUGCGCCCCAGCCAGUGAUGCUUUAAUGGCCCCCCUGAGCCGGACAUUAUGGCGUCUGAAAAGCCAGGCAGGCUCCCACGCCGCCCCCCUCUCACGAUGUGCCGCUCCUAGCAGGCGAGGCAUCUCAACCUCAAACUCAACCUCGACCUCCACCACAACCUCAACGUCAACCAGCAGCUGGCACGCCCAGACCUCAGAGGCCUCAAGCCGCGUCCAGGUCUACACCUCGCACAGCCGCGACCCCUAUCUGAACCUGUCAGCAGAGCACUUCCUCCUGCAAAACUCGCACCCAGAGUCGACGGUGCUGUUCCUCUACACCAACGACCCCUGCGUCGUCAUCGGCCGCAACCAGAACCCCUGGCUCGAGGUCAACCUGGCCCAGCUUCGGCGGUUCGCAGCAGCCCCCCUGGUCCGCAGGCGCUCGGGCGGCGGCGCCGUCUUCCACGACACCGGCAACGUCAACUUCAGCGUCAUCUGCCCGCCGCAGGCCUUCGACCGCAACAAGCACGCCGAGAUGGUCGUCCGCGCGCUGCGGGGGCUGGGCGUCGCCACGGCGCGGGUCAACGAGAGGCACGACAUCGUCGUGGACCGACAACCACCACCACAACCAACACCACAACCACCAUCCCACACCAGCACCAGCAGCAGCAGCAGCAGCACCAAGACGUUCAAGGUCUCCGGGUCCGCCUACAAGCUCACCCGCCUGCGCUCCCUGCACCACGGGACCUGCCUGCUCGCCUCGCCCAACCUGGCCCGCAUCGGCCGCCUGCUGCGCUCCCCCGCCGAGCCGUACAUGAGGGCCCGCGGCGUCGAGAGCGUGCGCAGCCCGGUGUGUAAUGUUGGCUUGCCCGUGUCGGAGUUCGUGGCGGCUGUGCGGCGCGAGUUUGUGGGGAUGUAUGGCGCCGCUGAUCUCGAUGUGGAGCUCGGCGGCGGCGCUGACUUUGCGCAUGAGAUGAUCCAGAGGGGUUACAGGGAGCUUACUUCCCAAGAGUGGAUCUACAACCAGACGCCCCUGUUUACAUUCUCGACCCAUCCGUCCGAGGACGACCCCAGGGAGAGACCACCUCUCCCACCGGGUCUGCCAAAAGAUUUCCGCGCAACAAUCACCGCGCGCCAUGGGCAGAUCCAAGAGGCCGACCUGUCCGGCUUCGACGGCUCCGCCCUCCGGGGCCAGCACCUUCACACCAUCGCCGACUGGCGGCAUGUCCUGUCACACAGCGGCAGCGGCGGCGCAUCAGAGCAGGUCGGCCGGUGGUUCAACGACUUGUUUGGCAUAGGCGACACCACGUGAUCGCCAUAGGAUGGAUACCAUUUCUUCAAUACAUCUGCACGCUCCAUAGACAACAAAACCAAUAUGAUGAUACCCCCAACCCGCUUCCAUGCUACCACGACCAUCAUCCCCCUCUCACGAAGCCCCAAUGUCCAUGCUGUCCCUGAAAAACCUGCCGUGUGCCCUGCUUAUUCCAGGUUCUGCUGCACAUUCAUCACACCACGCCCAUACCACUCCGCGACGGUAGCAAAGCGGUCCUCGCUCCGCUCGAGCUCAUCCUUGAACAGCUCAUGGCGGUCGGCGUUCUCCUCCUGGCCCCGCUUGAUGGCCCGAAUGGUGGCGUUGUUCUGCGCGCAGAGCGGGCACUCGCCCUCGACGCCGUCUCCGCCGCGCAGGCACCGCUGGUGGAAGCUGUGCCUGCACAGGAAGUGCACGGCGGGGAGGUCCAGCACCUGCGUGCACACGGGGCACCGCGUGGCCUGGAAGACGGCGGGCUUGGCGCCCAGGUCCGCGAUCUCGGCCCGGCGCUGCUCCGUCUCGGUGC